Messenger RNA from Sycon ciliatum, 1957 nucleotides. RefSeq lists its product as uncharacterized. The record is from RefSeq and is a predicted model, not a curated record. Bases 380 to 1171 code for a protein of 263 amino acids. NCBI's taxonomy places the organism in Eukaryota, Metazoa, Porifera, Calcarea, Leucosolenida, Sycettidae. The transcript has 2 exons.
CCCCAGCUGGAGGCCAUACCAGUCUCGGUUGAGCUGCUCUCGGAAUAAUAAAGUGGGCCGACUAUCAAGCAAACUCUGGCAUAUCUCCGCGAGCGGUUAGGGUGAAACUUCAGCAUUGAAUUUUGUCUUUGGCCGUCCUCCCAUGCUGUGCAACCAAAGAGAACCGCUGAUUGCCAUUUCAGCUCUAUUUCUGGACCAACGCGGACUAUUCGCCUGGCCUGAGUCACAACCGGGAAGCUUCGCCGCAAAACGCAAUCUACAGAUGAAAGCUAGCGUGGUCGGGGUUCUUGGACAAGCCUGACGCCCUAGCAAGCUACGGUGAUUCUCUCUCUCUCGGUGAUCAACGGAUUUGUGAUUCUCUCUCCAUUGCUACAUACUCAUGCCAGUACCGGUAGAGCCUUCGCAAGCACACAGGAUGGUGAUGCUGGCUGCUGUCCUCCUCUUGUCACUGAGGUCUCAGCUGGCAAAUUGCUUGUCACUGCCACCGCCCAAUGUCGAGCUGGAGUUCCCGAACGAGACGCGCAUUGUCGACCCCGAUUUCCCGCAGUACUGGCAGGUUCCACGGCACUAUCUCGUCGAGCAGAGCCCAAUGUCACUGGGUGCCGCUGGCGCGACAACGGAAAUCCGCGGCCCGCCCCUCACCACACCGUCGAGAACCUCGCCAAAGCCCAAGAAGCGGACGCGCUGCAAGCCGCAGAAGGAGAAGUACCUGAUGAAGCUGCUGGCAGACUACAUUCCCCUAUUGCAACAGUUCACGCCCAUCGCCCUGUGCCCGAGUGUGCGUCGCCAGCAGUCGGCCGCACGUCGCCCGCAGGAGCAGAACGCGACACGCACCAGGUUCGACUGGCCGCGGACGUGUCGGCUCAACGAGGUCGGCCCCAGGACGCAGUGCCCGUACAAGCUGUCCUGCAGCUACGACGCCACGCGCUACCCGCCGCUGCUGUACGAGGUGACGUGCUUGCAACGCAGGGCGCUGACGUGGGGCCGGCGCAGCGAGCCGUUCGUGGGCUGUGCCAUGCGCCGCGAGUGCACCAUUGUCACCCAGUGGGUGCCCGUGCUGCGCCUGGCCAGCACUACCAGAUGCGACAGCCAGGGCCGAGAGCAGUGGAUACCGACGCGAGAGAUGCUUCCCGUGCGCUGUGCAUGCCCAUCGCCUGUCUACAGCGGCUGAUGUACUCGAAAGCAAGUGACCGAGAGAGAGCGGACACGAGUACUAGCGGCGCCGGCUCAUCCAAUCUCUGGGAAGCGACUGUGUGGAGAGGACACGAGCUGUUGGUGACGCCGGUUACGCAGGAGGCGCACUGUGUUCAACCGAGCAGAGCGGUCCAACUGCUACAAGCCCACCAGCUCUGGGGCAGUGUCUGGAGCUGAAGAGGCCAUGCUAGUUGAAAACGGGCUGUGGGACAGAACCCUCAAUGAAGUGAACACAUCAAUGCCUUCAAAGACUGGUAAACUAACUUGGACAACAUACUACCUAGAAGUGACGUAAUACCGUUGAUUUGCUCCUCACAUAUUCAGGAUUUAAGUACAACAAUUGCCCCCUCCCCGUCUUUAACACAUCCAUGAGCUACACUUGAGUCAACCCCUUCCCUAAUUCCUACACUAAACCCUAUUUAUGCCCCCAGUGAGAAAGAGCCUAAGAAAUAUAAAUGACAUGAAGCUACCCUGCACCCCAUCCCCAGACACACACACACACGUGUCUUGAAACAGAUAUCCCCCUUCUCUUGACAUCAUCCUGCACAACAGGUAGCGUUAAAGAAUAAGAGCUGUUGAGUCCGGCGGAUUGUUCGUGAGUAUCACGCUUGAGAUUUGAGAUGGUCACUGCUGCCACAACACUGAAUUUUGCGCUCUACAGCAGUAGAUAGACACAUUACUAUCACCACACGCCAUUUACUAACACUUGCAAUCCUCCUCUAUGCUUAGCAUUCCGUGCGGAGAAUGAUUUGCUGAAACAUCA